ACACAUCCCACAUCCAACAUCCCAUCAUAAUUUUGAUAAAUGAAGACUCGCCAACGUGUCAACAGAUCUAGCACCGCCAACUUCUCACAUGGCAUCAUGGGUUAUUAUUAUUAUACACACUUACUAAAACCAACUUCAAUACGACGCCAUGUAUCCGCGUUUUUGAUAAUAAUUCUCACUUUUUCCUUAUUUAAAUAAAUCAUUCACUUUCCUCCUCUUACAUUUCCUCACUCAACUCUCUCAUUCUCACUAACAGAGAGAAAAAAAGCAAAAAUGGCUCGAUCUUUCGCUAUCGCUGUGAUCUGUAUCGUUCUCGUCGCCGGCGUUACUGGUCAAGCUCCGACUUCACCACCAACCGCUACACCAGCUCCACCAACUCCAACAACUCCUCCACCAGCAGCUACUCCUCCUCCAGUCUCAGCACCACCACCAGUCACAACCUCUCCUCCUCCAGUCACUACCGCUCCUCCAGCAAAUCCACCACCACCAGUAUCAUCUCCUCCUCCUGCUUCUCCUCCACCAGCUACUCCUCCUCCAGUCGCUUCUCCUCCUCCUCCCGUCGCUUCUCCUCCUCCCGUCGCUACUCCUCCACCAGCUCCUCUAGCUUCACCUCCAGCUCAAGUUCCGGCUCCAGCACCGACCAAGAAGCCAGAUUCUCCAUCUCCAUCGCCGUCUUCUAGCCCACCUAUUCCAUCCAGCGACGCUCCUGGACCUAGCACCGAUUCUAUCUCUCCUGCUCCUAGCCCCACCGAUGUGAACGACCAGAAUGGAGCUAGCAAGACGGUUUCGAGCUUAGUACUUGGAUCUGUUCUCGUCUGGUUUAUGAUCUAAGUGUCGUCUUUUGUACUGGUGUUACUUGCAUUUAUUAUUAUGUCGUCUUUGUUUGUUCCAUUGUAUUGCUUGGGACUGAAUUCUUUUGGGAUUUAUUAUCUUUUGGAGAGGAUACUAUUGAGAGCUUGAGAUGGAGAUAGCAGGAUAUUUUGUUUGCAGAUACUUUUGUGGCUUCCUUUCUCAUUCCAUUUGAUUAUUAGUGUAAUGUACUACAUUCCUUUUCUCCAUGCCUUAUCUC
Messenger RNA from Arabidopsis lyrata subsp. lyrata, 1069 nucleotides. RefSeq names its product classical arabinogalactan protein 9. The record is from RefSeq and is a predicted model, not a curated record. The transcript is spliced from 2 exons. Bases 274 to 831 code for a protein of 185 amino acids. Gene Ontology annotation, cellular component: plasma membrane. NCBI's taxonomy places the organism in Eukaryota, Viridiplantae, Streptophyta, Magnoliopsida, Brassicales, Brassicaceae.